CAAGAAUAUUCUGAUUCUGGGUCUUUUGCAUAAGUAGUUGAGGAUUUUGUGUAAAGCCAUGUCCAGGGGAAUCCAGAGACAUUGAAAAAUGCUGACCACGUUUGUGGACGUGAAAAUUUAGGAAGAGGUAUUUGAUAAAGCUUUAAAAAAUUAUUUUGUACACAGGAGUAUGGAAAUGUCGAGGUAUCUUGGAGCAGCCCGGGCUGGGGCCUCGACCGGCCUGGUUUGCGCUGUGGAGCUGCAAGUUGCUAUUUCUGAACCACGAGCUGCUGCUGGUUGUGUAAUGAUGACCUGCUCGCAGUUCAAACCCACUCAGUGGUGCAGGGAUGGGCUUGUUCUGAGAGCGUGAACAGUUACUGUUGCGGUCUGUUUCCAUUGGCUCUAACCAGAAGAGCUUGCUUUUUUUUUUUUUUUUUUUCCCCCCUUUUCUUUCUCUUUGCCAGCUCUGGAGCUCCUCAGGACGCAGCUCGAAGGGAGAGGAGAGGAGGGGGAUCGCUGGUGCUCAGGAACCUUGGUUUGCUUUCCUCUGGAGCCCAAGUUCUGUGUUACAGGCGUUGGAAGGGGUCCAUCACUACCUUAGAGAAAGGCCAGACAUGGUGACCCCACUUAAAAUGAUUGCUUAGGGAUCCUGGCCCAGAUAAUCUCUACUGUCUUUUCGGAUGUGCGUAUAUUUCUUCUAAGUUGAUUAAAGUUGUUUUAGAACCAUCAGUUGCCUCAAAGAUCUGGCUGACAGUACUGCACAAGCCUGCCUACCAUGGGCUGUCGGGAUGUCCAUGCAGCCACAGUCCUCUCCUUCCUGUGUGGAAUUGCCUCGGUAGCAGGCCUCUUUGCAGGGACUCUGCUUCCCAACUGGAGAAAAUUACGACUGAUCACGUUCAACAGAAACGAGAAGAACCUGACAGUUUACACAGGCCUGUGGGUGAAAUGUGCCCGGUAUGAUGGGAGCAGUGACUGCCUGAUGUACGAUGCUACUUGGUACUCAUCAGUUGACCAGCUGGACCUGCGAGUCCUCCAGUUUGCCCUGCCCCUCAGCAUUCUGAUUGCGAUGGGUGCCCUGUUGCUCUGCCUGAUUGGAAUGUGUAACACGGCCUUCAGGUCCUCAGUGCCCAACAUCAAACUGGCCAAGUGUCUGGUCAAUAGUGCAGGCUGCCAUCUGGUGGCCGGACUGCUGUUUUUCCUGGCUGGUACUGUGAGCCUCUCCCCAUCCAUCUGGGUCAUCUUCUAUAACAUCCAUCUGAACAAGAAGUUUGAGCCAGUCUUUACAUUUGACUAUGCAGUUUAUGUCACUAUUGCUAGUGCUGGGGGCCUUUUUAUGACUUCCCUUUUGCUGUUUAUUUGGUAUUGUGCAUGCAAGUCUUUGCCUUCUCCUUUCUGGCAACCGCUGUACUCCCAUCCUCCCAGUAUGCAUACUUACUCACAGCCCUAUUCAGCACGCUCCCGCCUUUCUGCCAUUGAAAUUGACAUUCCAGUAGUUUCACAUACCACCUGAUGGGGAAAUAGUUGUUAAAGAAAACUUGUAUCCUCAUUUUUCCCUUGUGCAAGGAACUGUUUUGGACCUAUAAUAUGUUUUGCUUUGUUUCUGACCAGUCAAUGAAGCCAAGUUUGUAUGUCCUGGUAGAAUGCAGUGCUGCUAGUUUUUAUGAAAAGUAAACUAUUUUAAAUGUGAAUCAUUCCUUUUAUCUUGCUUCUUAUGCUAGAAGGAUUUUUAACCUCCAUAUUGAUAUCUCAUCAGUUCUUCAAGUGCGAAGGACCUUUGUCUCAAUUGAGGUGAUUUCGGGCAACAUGGUAAAGUAAAAAAUGAUGGCUAAGAGAAGCUGUUAUAUACGAUCUUUAUGAAUAUUUUAGAACUUGUCCUUUUUCCGUAAUACCUUAAACUGGGCAAAAAAAUAGCAAUUUCAAAUAUAAGAAAUUUCCUGCAGGUAAGGGUAAUAUUUUAACAGUAGUCAGUCUACCAGCUUAAGGCUGUAACUUUUCCUACUUCUGUCUCGGGGCUGAUUGUAUUGAAUAGAGUUUGGUAUUUUGAAGAUUACUUUCUUUUGUGAGUUCCUUGUCUUCUACCUCAUGCCAGUGUUUAAAAAUAAAAUGCAUUUUAAAUGAUACCAGAAAGAAUAUGCCUAACAUUUUAAAUGUCUAUUAGUAUGAAUAACAUUUAACAUAAUUUUAAAAGUUCAUGAUUCUAUAAAUGUAUUAUUGGAGUUAAAAAUGUGCCAUGUGAUGGAUUGGUGCUUCCUCUGAGGCAGAAAACCUUUAUUCCAGGUGUCAUCCACCAAGUGGUACUCAUGCCCAUGUAUAAUCUCUUAGUAACUAAGAGAAAGAAAUAAGGAGGCCCAAGUGGUUUGUUUUCCUUUAGACAGUGGUAGGGAACAAACAUCUCUUCUUCAGUGACAACAUCAGAAAUUCACUCUGAUGACUGCCUUUUGAGUGAUGGGUGAAGUAAGGUAUGGCUUCCCCAUGACCAUAUUUCACACUUAAUUCAGUUCCCACCCCCAUCACUGAUUCUAUCUUUGCCCAACAUUUUAGUAGGUGCUAUAGAAGAUACAUGAAAAGUAUGAGAUCUGGUCCCAUCCACUAAGAAAUUUUAAUUUAAUAGAGAAGAUCAAACUGUUAUCUGACAAUUAAGGAACAGUCUGACUUCGUUGGCAGCUAGUCUUAACUUCUCAAUCAUUGAUCCAGGAGUUUAUUUCAGCCAGAGAUGUGGCUUUGUGGCAGACAGGCUUAUUGUAUAAUACCAGCAAUAUUCUGGAACCUAGAAAUUCAAUUCAUUCGAUCCUUUAGAGCACCUACCUUAGUUUAGACACUGUAAUAACACUGUCAGAUUCAUGACAGUGGGUGAAAGUGGUAGAGAGACUUAAUUGUUCCCUUUUCACCUCUGAAGGUGUGUGUUGAAGAGGGAGGGGUAUUUAAAAUCUCUCUUCUAACAGGCUAACGUUUAGAUGAAACCAUGUUAACACUGAGAUGAAUGUUUAGAAAUUCAGGGAUAAUGAGUCUUCACCCUUAUGAAUUUGAGCUGCUUACUUACUUAUUAUAAUUUGCUACACAUUACUACUCUGUUCAUAAGGAUUUUGUUUUAUUAACCAUUAUAAAUUUCACAGCUGGUUGCAUGAUAAACAGAUUAUUAUUCCUCUUUGCAAAUCUGAGUAUGAUUCUGAUACUUCUGUGGAUGUGAGUGAUGCUUUUUUUCUAAUUCCAACACUAGUUUAUGUAUAUAGCAAAUAAAUCCAGUUAUGUAAUUUUUAAAUGCCAUCAGUAGAAAGCAUGCAAGACUAUGGUUUUUUAGUUAUAGCUUCCAGUUCCCUUCAGUUCCAUUCUUUUUAACUCUUCUUGGAUGUAGCUGAAUCCUGAUCAUUCCAAAACAAUGGCAGGUAGAAUUUUGAGAUUAAUAUUAAUUUCCCCCUUUGCUAAUGAAUUUCAGUUCCCUCUCUCACUAAAUUUGUCCAGAAGUGUCAAGAAUUCCACCGUCCACCUGUUCUUUACCUAAACAAUGUUAAAGAAAAGUAGACUCAGCCAUUAAUAUUGCUAGACAGUUCUUAGUCCAUGGGAUCAUAAAUAUAAAUGUUAAGUUUUUCCUACCAGAAUCUUUUGGAUUCUUUUCAUAAUUUUUGGCCUCAAAUUAGUAUUUAUUAUGGAUUCAGUAGACAAAAGAAACAGCUGUUUCCCUUGUUGUCUUUAAUAUUUCAGAUUUUCUAUCAGUAGCUAUUCUUCAAAGCCAUCAAAGGAAAGCAAGUAUUUACAUUUCUUUUUAGUAACUUUUGAGCACUCAUCAGGCUCAUUGUGAUGGGGGACAUCUUUUUUUGUUGUUACGAACUGUUAAUGUUAAGGGCGUUUUAUAGAAGCCAGCUUGGAAAACAACCUUAAAUGUCGUAUGAUGCACCAGAUAUGGUUUAUCCAGCCGUGGGAGAAAAAAACCAUGAGUUUACUUUACUUGUAAAUAUACACUAUAAUAGAUAAUAUGUUUGCUGUAAACUGCAUUGUAAAACCUCGAUAAAAGUGCACUGUAUUUCUUGAUGUUUAUUAAAAGAUGUAUUUUUACAA
Molecule: messenger RNA, 4032 nt
Organism: Equus quagga
Lineage: Eukaryota; Metazoa; Chordata; Mammalia; Perissodactyla; Equidae
Gene: CLDN12
Product: claudin 12
Exons: 3
Coding region: 755-1489 (244 amino acids)
Cellular component (GO): plasma membrane
Source: RefSeq, a predicted model, not a curated record